Messenger RNA from Acipenser ruthenus (sterlet), 5945 nucleotides. Its product is annotated as histone-lysine N-methyltransferase NSD2-like. Lineage: Eukaryota; Metazoa; Chordata; Actinopteri; Acipenseriformes; Acipenseridae. Gene Ontology annotation, molecular function: histone H3K36 methyltransferase activity; protein binding. Bases 164 to 4300 code for a protein of 1378 amino acids. The transcript has 23 exons. The record is from RefSeq and is a predicted model, not a curated record. Gene Ontology annotation, cellular component: chromatin; nucleus. Gene Ontology annotation, biological process: regulation of DNA-templated transcription.
AGGCCGGUUAACUUGGAGACCAGGUCUGCCAACCAAUCGUGAGUGAGUAUUUUUCGCGCUGAUUGGGAUUAGAGUUCCUGCAACCAUUGAAUAGAGUUGCAAAAACUCACGGCUCGGAAGAUGCUGCAAACAGUUUGAUUGUGAUUGGAAACAACUGGACUGAAUGGAUCUGAAUGUGAAGGGCAGCUCUCUUCCGUCAAUGCCGGAACAUCUAACACCUGUCAGCAUGAAACAGGUCCCAGAGGCCUUGGGCAGCAGAAAGAACCUGGCGGCCACAGAGAUUAGUGCCGACCCAACGAUCCUCAUGGACAAAGCUGCCGCGCAGUUAGCUGCCACCUUGCAAGAAGGCGUCCUGCACAAAAUCAACGGGCACGACCCUCUGACCGAGACCCUGAAAGACUUGACCUCCCGGGUGCUGAAUGGGGAGCAGGACAAGGUGGCCAAGCUAUGUGUGGAACCACUGGUCUUAAAAGGAACCGAGUCACCCCCACAGCACACCAGCCCCCAGAAAAAGAGCGAAUCACCUGAAAUAAAGCUGAAGAUCACUAAAACAGUCUCCAACGGGAAGCCCCGAUUCGAGUCCUGCUUCUGUGAGGACGAGGCUGGUGUGACCGUCCAUGCCACCGCAACUGAGAAAAGGAAGGAUGGAAAAAACAAAGGCAGAAUGAAGCGGAAGAGAAACCUUAAGUUUGACCAGCAGCUGGAGCCAGAGAGCUCUCUGGUGCUGCUACAUCCACCACCACCACCAGUGAAGACAUCAUUGCCACCAUCGGAUAACCCAGAAGAGAUUCAAAAGGGGUCCCAUAAAGACGGAGAGGCUGCCCUCCCAUUGAAGUUCGGUGUAGGGGAUGUGGUCUGGACGAAGGUGUCUGGGUACCCCUGGUGGCCUUGCAUGGUUGCAACGGAUCCAAAUCUGAAUCAUCACGUUAAACUGAAAGGACAGAACAGCAGGACUUCAGUGCAAUAUCAUGUGCAGUUCUUGGGGAAUGCUCCCGAAAGGGCCUACAUAUACGAGAAGAGCAUCUUCCCCUUUGAGGGGCAGGAGCAGUACGAGGGCCUGUGCCAGGAGAGUGCCAAGCAAGCCACAUCCAGGAGCGAGAAAAAAAAGUUGCUCAAACCAGUUUCAGUGAAGUUGCGUACACAGUGGGAUUUUGGCAUCACCCAAGCGCAAGAAGCCCUGGGGAUGACGCUGGAGAAGCGGGUGGCCAAGUACACAUUCGUCUACGAGAACAAGAGGCCCAGGCUGAACCCGCGGGUGCUUCUGGAGGUGGGGAUCGAAGCGGGGCCUUGGGGCGAGACCAGCAGGACAUCGGAGCCGGAAGAAAGAGAGGCAGACGCAGACUUGGUGCUGCCCAGUGACAAACCAGCAGUACAGAACAACUUUUCCAGCAAACGCACUAGCACUUCAAGGACUAAAAAGACUCCUCUGAAAAAGGCAUCUGAAAGGACAGAAUCAGGGAAGGGCCGCAGUACCCCAGUUAAUAAAAGGAAAAGCAGGGCAGCCUCCACUCCCAGGAGACGGAAGAACGCAGCACAGCCAGCCAGCCAGGUGGUUGCAGAACCCCCUGAUGUUUGUAAUGAAAGUGGCGAUAAAGACUUGCUUCAAUCCGUGAUCCGUCCGCAGAGCGGCAAGAAGAAAGCUGGGGUUAAAACCAAGGCUGUACCUGGGAAGGCUCCGGCUGAUGUCACAUCUGUUCCAGGCCCAGUUGGCCAAAAGACCAAACCCAGCACUCUUCAGGGAAAUAGAAAAAGGUCAAGAAACGAAGGAAAGGCAGAAGUAAAACAAACAAAAAGCCUGAAAAAGAGGCCCUUGGAUGUUACAGAAGACUCUCCAGCACAACCCAAGAGAGUCAAACGGGACUGCAGUCAGAAUCGCAAGAAGAACCCAGUUAAACAGUUGAAAUCAAAACCUGCUGCAGAGACCAAAGUAUCACCAGCUGACUCGGAUGUCCAGAAUAGCCAGUCUGAAAGCAAACUGUUGGACAAGUGCAAGCCCCUGAAGAAACGGAAGCACUCGUCUGCGGGAGGGGAAGCGCUGCUCGCUGCGGCCCCCCCUCCAGCCUCCUGCACGGAACACGAGACCUCCUCUGACGGACACGGGGACGAGCGCCCGGAGUCUCCUUGUGAAAGUGUCGACGAGAUUCAGACAGAGGCCUCUGUCUCCUCCAGGAAGACUGAGCGAGGAGGGAAUGUGAAAAAGGACAAUAUGUGUCAGGUUUGUGAAACUAUUGGCGAUUCACUGAUGCUGUGUGAAGGGCAGUGCUGUGGCCAUUUCCACUUGAAUUGCUUGGGGCUGACUGAGAAACCCGAAGGAAAGUUUCUGUGUUUUGAAUGCACCUCUGGAAUCCACUCAUGCUUUGCGUGCAAGAAGAGCGAUGGGGAGGUGAAGCGCUGCAUGGUUCUCCAGUGUGGUAAAUUCUACCAUGAAGACUGUGCAAGGAAGUACCCUCCGUCUGUGUUUAUGAACAAGGGCUUUCGCUGCCCCUUACACUGCUGCGUCAGCUGCUUCGUCAGCAAUCCCUCAAGCCUCAAAUCUACUAAAGGUAAAAUGGUGCGUUGUGUGCGCUGCCCUGUCGCCUAUCACUCGGGGGACGUGUGCAUUGCUGCAGGAUGUGAGGUCCUGGCCUCGCACAGCAUCAUCUGCACCAGCCACUUCACAGCCAAGAAAGGGUACAGCCACCACGCGCACGUCAACGUCAGCUGGUGCUUCGUCUGCUCCAAAGGGGGCAGUCUGUUGUGCUGUGAGGCCUGUCCUGCUGCUUUCCACCCUGACUGUCUCAAUAUAGAGAUGCCCGAUGGCAGCUGGUACUGCAACGACUGCAAGGCUGGCAAGAAGCCCCAGUACAGAGACAUCAUCUGGGUCAAACUGGGCAACUACAGAUGGUGGCCGGCCGAGAUCAGGCACCCACGGAGUAUCCCCACAAACAUCCAGCACCUGCGCCACGAGAUCGGGGAGUUUCCCGUGUUCUUCUUUGGCUCCAAGGAUUACUUCUGGACACACCAGGCCCGCGUCUUCCCCUACAUGGAGGGCGAUCGGGGGGGCAAAUAUCUAAAGAUGAAGGGCAUUGGCAAAGUCUUCAAAACAGCUCUACAGGAAGCAGAAAAGCGUUUUCUGGAGAUCAAAAAGGAACGAGAAGCAAAGGAAGCUCAGGAGAAUGAGCGCAAACCACCGGCCUACAAGUACAUCAAGGUAAACAAGCCCUGUGGGAAGGUCCAGAUCUACACUGCAGACAUCUCCGAGAUCCCCAAGUGUAACUGCAAGCCUUUGGGCGAGAGCCCGUGUGGCUUUGAGUCGGAGUGCUUGAACAGGAUGCUGAUGUACGAGUGCCACCCGGCUGUGUGCCCGGCGAGAGAGCGCUGCCAGAACCAGGGCUUCACCAAGCGCCAGUACCCAGAGACCAAAAUCAUCAAGACUGCGGGCAAAGGCUGGGGGCUGGUGGCCAAGAGAGACAUAAAAAAGGGGGAGUUUGUGAAUGAAUAUGUGGGGGAGCUGAUAGAUGAAGAGGAGUGCAGAGCAAGGAUUCGAUAUGCGCAAGAGCACGAUAUCUCUCAUUUCUACAUGCUGACCAUUGACAAGGAUCGGAUCAUUGAUGCUGGCCUCAAAGGGAACUACUCUCGCUUCAUGAACCACAGCUGCCAGCCCAACUGUGAGACGCAGAAGUGGACAGUGAAUGGAGACACACGGGUGGGAUUGUUUGCUGGCUGUGAUAUUCCAGCAGGGACAGAGUUGACCUUCAAUUAUAACCUUGACUGUCUGGGCAAUGAGAAGACUGUCUGCAGGUGUGGAGCUCCAAAUUGCAGUGGGUUUCUUGGAGACCGGCCUAAGAAUGCAACCAGCAAUACCUCAGAAGACAAAGGGAAGAAAGGCAAGAAGAAGCUGAAGAGGCGCAAGUCUCGUAACGAAGUGAAGAAGCAGUCUGAAGACGAGUGCUUCCGCUGUGGCGAUGGGGGAGAACUUGUGCUCUGUGACAAGAAGACCUGCACUAAGACCUACCACCUCUCCUGCCUUGAUCUCACCAAGCGUCCUUUCGGGCGAUGGAACUGCCCGUGGCACCAUUGCGAUGUCUGUGGGAAAAACUCUGUAGCCUUUUGCCAGAUCUGCCCAAACUCCUUCUGUAAAGAGCACCAGGAGGGGGCGCUGUGCAAGUCACCAAUAGAUGAACAGCUACGCUGCUUUGAACACGAAGAUCUGGUCCAAAGCCACACUCAGGAAAUUGUGGAACAGGAACCAGAACCACUGUCAGAGAAGCCAACUGGGAAGUCCAAGCCAACCAGGAACUCCAGAAAAAGCUUAGGCUGAGCACUAUAGAGUGGGAGAGAGACUAAUUGCAGUUCCAAGCUGCUAACACUAUUCUGUACAUAUAAAACACACCACUUCCCACAGUGAAUGUUUAUCAGUACUGUACAGCUUACUGUAUUUUCAGGGGAAACAAAUCUGGUUUAAAAAAUAAAUUAAAUGAAUACAUCUGCACUGAUACUCAACUGUGGUAAGCACAGACUAAAGGGAAACAAAAGCUUCAACUUUACAGCAUUACAGUUUACACUUGAAUUAUUUUAUUUAACAAACUUUUUUCUGGAAAAUAUAAUACGGUAGAGGUAUAUAUUUAAGUCCAUAAUAAUAAAUAAGACUGGAAGUUUUUAGAGUUGCAUAAACAUUUUACCAGCUGAUCACAGUGUUUUAAGAAUUGUAAUAUCUUUAAACAAAAAAAGACACUAUUAGUAGCUCUUGAUUUCUGUCUUUCUGUCCUGGUGGAGUUUACAUUUAAGUUAUAGUAAUACUUUAAUUGUUUGUAGUUUUUUUUUGUUUUUUUUUUUGGUAGCUCAACUGGUCUUUAUGAAGAAUAGUAGGAAACAUUUUUGCAAUACUUGUUCAGGGUUACCAGACAUCCCUACUGCAGUGAAACUAAUAUUAAAAAGAAAACAAACGUUUUAGUAAUCUGUUCAUGUCAAGUUUAUUUACACAUGACUUUUUUCAAAGUGAUUCUAGCAAACUCUGUCAGCAGUGACCAGCCUGCUGCUAAUUCUUCCGAUAUCUCUCUGAAAGCACUUCUGUUGUGAGAACACUGGUACAGUAUCAUAAGCAGCUGGGAUUCACUCCACAUAGGGGCUUGGCAGCUAUCUUCACAUUGCAUUAGUGCAUCAGUAAAUGCAGGGAUGAGAAUUAAGGUUUUUUUGUUGUUUUUUUUUUAUAAAUUUGGAUUUGACUAAAUAUUUCUUUCUCUUGAGGCUGUGGCUCCUAAUUAUUAUUAUUAUUUUUUUCUAAAAUAGCACAGUCCAAAGGAACGUGCACAGUAGAUUUCUCCACUGGAGGUGUUGGGGAACCUCCUAAACCAAUAUUUUUAUUUUAUUUUAAAUAUUUGUGUUUGUUUGUUUCUCUCCCUGUGUUUAUGGUAAGCUAAUGCUUCAUGAAUAUGGUCGUGGUUGCUCUGUACACAAGUAAUGAAUUCACAUGUUAAGAAAAGCUACCUGGGGUCAUUUUAAGUUGGGGUACUGGGAAUAAGGUCUCUAAAAAUGAACUCUAGUUGUAGUUAAGGUUAACAGUGAACAAGCAAUGGGGUGCAUAAAGAAGGUCAGGAUUGCUUUCUUGAAUUAGAAACACCAGGAGUGAAAUCGGUACUGACUGUGUAACACGGGAUCAUGCCCAAUCAUGCAUGAUCAAUAACUCUUAUAUACUGUACGUAUCUGUACAAUAUUGUAACUGCUUUUAAUCGGUAUGCUGCAGGAAGCACCACUCAGGCAGAAACCACUCUACCUUCAAACCAGAAACCUCAAUGUUCAGGUUUUUUCCAGUUGUGGAUUCCUCUAGUUUGAGUUUUUACUGCCAGUAGUUUUCAGGCAUACAUUAACACUUUAUUUUAUUUUUUUGAAUUUAUUUUUUAGAGAUUUACAAUUUGUACAUUUUCUAUUUUAAAAUAAAUGUGCAUUCACUGUGUACACAAACUGUC